Messenger RNA from Salarias fasciatus (jewelled blenny), 1101 nucleotides. It is a transcript of the gene ran, whose product is annotated as RAN, member RAS oncogene family. Gene Ontology annotation, cellular component: cytoplasm; nucleus. Gene Ontology annotation, molecular function: GTPase activity; GTP binding. The coding region runs from base 116 to 775 and encodes 219 amino acids. Lineage: Eukaryota; Metazoa; Chordata; Actinopteri; Blenniiformes; Blenniidae. Gene Ontology annotation, biological process: protein import into nucleus; ribosomal subunit export from nucleus. The transcript has 7 exons. The record is from RefSeq and is a predicted model, not a curated record.
GCAGCGGGACCACGUGAUCAGGGCGGAAACUGACUCAUAGUCCACGCUGAAUCUCCCGCGAACGCAGCCAUUUACUCUUUUUUUCUCCAGGAGGUAGAACCGAAAAAUCGCAACCAUGGCGGACUCAAUGGCACAGUGUGUACCGGUGGCGGUGUUUAAGUUGGUGUUAGUAGGAGAUGGAGGAACUGGGAAAACUACUUUCGUGAAGAGGCACAUCACAGGGGAGUUUGAGAAGAAAUAUGUUGCCACUCUUGGAGUCGAGGUGCAUCCUCUGAUGUUCCACACAAACAGAGGACCCAUCAAGUAUAAUGUGUGGGACACAGCUGGUCAGGAGAAGUUUGGCGGCCUCAGAGAUGGCUACUACAUUCAAGCUCAGUGUGCUAUCAUCAUGUUUGACGUCACUUCUCGAGUCACCUAUAAGAACGUGCCCAACUGGCAUCGUGAUCUGGUCCGCGUCUGUGAGAACAUUCCCAUCGUCCUCUGCGGCAACAAAGUGGACAUCAAAGACAGGAAAGUCAAAGCCAAGAGCAUCGUGUUUCACCGCAAGAAGAACCUGCAGUACUAUGAUAUUUCUGCCAAGAGUAACUACAACUUUGAAAAGCCUUUCCUGUGGUUGGCGAGGAAGUUGAUUGGCGAUCCCAACCUGGAGUUUGUGGCCAUGCCUGCUCUCGCUCCCCCAGAGGUCCAGAUGGACCCGACCCUUGCUGCUAAGUAUGAGGAAGAGCUUCAAGUUGCAUCACAAACGGCACUCCCAGAUGAAGAAGAUGACCUCUAACCUGUUACCUGGUCUCUAACCUCUAUCACCCCAACGUCGACAGGAAGUCUUUGGAUUUUUCCCCCUUUACUGUAAAAUCCCUUUUCAGAUUUUUUUAUUUUUGAAUUUUUUGGUUUCAGAUUCAAGAGGAAAGGAAAACGAAACAAAAAGUUGUGAUUCUAAUUUCGUUGUAUGACACACCCACCCUAGUGUUGUUGUUGGUAUGGCGAUGUGCUACUGUUCAUCAAGCACCCUCCACUGCACUUACCCAGCUCACAUAAUGCUGUUGUAUGGUGUAUUGGAAACGCUAACGGGAGUAAACUUUGAAUAAAAACAUUCUCAAUAUA